Messenger RNA from Dioscorea cayenensis subsp. rotundata (Guinea yam), 1443 nucleotides. RefSeq names its product glutamine synthetase cytosolic isozyme 1. Gene Ontology annotation, molecular function: glutamine synthetase activity. Gene Ontology annotation, cellular component: cytoplasm. The record is from RefSeq and is a predicted model, not a curated record. Bases 82 to 1155 code for a protein of 357 amino acids. The transcript is spliced from 13 exons. Lineage: Eukaryota; Viridiplantae; Streptophyta; Magnoliopsida; Dioscoreales; Dioscoreaceae.
UAAACCGCUUACCAACUCUUCCUUUCUUCUGUCUUGUGCCUUGUUUUUCUUUGAUCUCUGUUUCUCUUUCUCGUGGCGGCCAUGGCGCUCCUCAAUGAUCUCGUCAACCUCAACCUCAGCGACACCACGGAGAAGAUCAUCGCUGAGUACAUCUGGAUUGGAGGAUCUGGUAUGGACAUUAGGAGCAAAGCAAGGACACUCCCAGGCCCUGUCACUGAUCCUAGCAAGCUUCCAAAGUGGAACUAUGAUGGUUCCAGCACAGGCCAAGCACCAGGAGAAGACAGUGAAGUAAUUCUUUAUCCUCAGGCCAUUUUCAAGGAUCCUUUCAGGAGGGGAAACAACAUCCUUGUCAUGUGUGAUUGCUACACUCCUGCAGGAGAGCCAAUUCCUACUAACAAAAGAUAUAAUGCUGCCAAGAUAUUUAGCCACCCUGAUGUUGCUGCUGAAGUACCUUGGUAUGGGAUUGAACAAGAGUACACUCUUCUGCAGAAGGAUGUCAAGUGGCCUCUUGGAUGGCCUGUCGGAGGCUACCCUGGCCCUCAGGGUCCAUACUACUGCUCUACCGGUGCUGACAAAUCCUUUGGUCGUGAUAUUGUUGAUGCUCACUACAAGGCCUGUCUUUAUGCUGGAAUCAACAUCUCAGGCAUAAACGGUGAAGUUAUGCCCGGUCAGUGGGAAUUUCAAGUUGGCCCAGCUGUUGGUAUCUCUGCUGGUGAUGAAGUUUGGGUUGCUCGCUACAUUCUUGAGCGAAUUACUGAGAUAGCUGGAGUGGUUCUCUCAUUUGACCCCAAACCCAUCCAGGGUGACUGGAAUGGUGCCGGUGCUCACACAAAUUACAGCACUAAAUCCAUGAGGGAGGAUGGAGGCUUUGAGGUCAUCAAAAAGGCCAUUGAAAAGCUCGGAUUAAGGCACAAGGAACACAUUGCUGCCUACGGUGAAGGCAAUGAGCGCCGCCUCACAGGACGCCACGAGACUGCUGAUAUCAACACCUUCAAAUGGGGAGUUGCGAACCGCGGAGCAUCCAUUAGAGUUGGCCGUGAAACCGAGCAGAAUGGCAAAGGUUACUUUGAGGACCGAAGGCCGGCUUCAAACAUGGAUCCAUAUGUGGUCACCUCCUUGAUUGCAGAGACAACCAUUCUCUUCAAGCCUACAUAAGUGUCAUAUUUUCAUGUUCUCUCCAUCAGACUACUAUUCUCUUAAUAGUUUGCUUUUGUCUGUGUUGGUGUUGGUGUUGGAGAUCUAGCAGGAGGUGAAUUUUGCUAGAAUUUAUUAAGGACAGGGAUAUUGGUCGGUCAUGAUUUGAUUGGUUUGAAAAAGCCUUUCUGGUUUCAUUCUGUGUUUCCAUGUAGCUUCAUCAAAAUAAGUAUAGCAUGGAACUGUGAACAUCUAUUGUUUUGAGUUUCAUGAGAUUGGCUAUGAGAUGAUUGUCUCCUUGCUUUUCAA